CUGUCGUAUCCAACGAGAAUGGAUUUUCAACGAGCUCGAGAGAAAAGCGAACAGCGGCAGACAUCAUUUCUCUCUCAGCGUCUUUGGAUUAAACACACGAAGACACAGAGACAAGAAAAAAAAUCAAACAGGACUAUUAUUAUUAUCUAAAUAAAUUAACAAAAUUAGCCAUGGCCGACACAGCUGUUGACACAACCGCCACCACAGAGGUUACAGCCAAGGAGCUGAAAGAGAAGAAAGAAGUAGAAGCGGAGGAGGAAAAGGCCGACACCGGGGACGCACCUGCCAAUGGCACAAAUGGAGCUGAGCAUAGUGACAAAAAGGAAGAAACCACAGAGGAGGAGCAGAAAAAUGGAGAGGGAAAGGCAGAGGAGGCGCCCCCUGCUGAGGAGACCGAUGCACAGCCGGUGAAGCGUGCAGCUGAAGAAGAGGAGGAAAAGGCAGAGACAAAAAAGCAAAAGAAGGAGGAAAAUGGAGACUCAAAAGAAGCAGAAGUGAAGGCUUAGGUCUUUGCCCUGCUACCUGUUUGCAGCACUGUUUCACCAGCCUGGUCAACAUCGUGUUGUAGAGUUUGUGCUUUUGUAUCUUUUGAAAGAGAUUUCUUUUUGGUUGCUCCCAUGUUAUCACAUUGCACUGGAGUCUUAAAACAUAGUGGCCCCGCAUCCUUUUUUCUUUUUUAAAGAAAUGUUAUUUAUUGGUCUUUAAAGUGAGCUUGUUUUCUACUUUUACAAAUUGGGCCACGCCAUGAGAUCAGUUUUUCAUUUCCUGACAUUUCACAUCAGUAUGUUUGAAGCACAGUCUCUAUUAUGUCAGUGCUGACCAGAUGAUCCAUACAUACAGGCAGCUGCUCACCUCCAAGGCUCAUGUUGACCUCUCAAAUACACUUAAAGGACCAAAGAUAAGUUUUAAGCAGGGGAUAAUGGACAGUUGUUGUUAUUAGUUGAGGCGUCAUAUUUUGUGUUGAGCUGCUACUUAAUCCCUGACUGCCCUGUUAACAUAACAGAUGGUGCAAAUGAAUAAAGGGGCUCUCCUUCACCUCCACGAAUUGCUAGUGUGACCCUUUUCAGUGGAGGCAGGAUUUUGCAAUGUUAAUUAACCCCUCUUAAAUCUUAAAGCUUUGGUCAUUUGUUCUGUAUGCAUUCCACGCAAGUUUGUACCAUUUAUACUUUGUUUUUCUUGCAUUUUCAAUGAGUUUUAUGUUACGGUUGGGUAGCCCAGUUCUGUGUACAAGACUUGCCUUUUUCAGAACCAGAAUGGCAUUCGGUUACUUCAACUACUGCUUUGUAUAUUCUGAUUAACAAAUAAAUUUUGUCUUUUUACUUAACUAUGUCUGUCUCUGUUUAUCUGUUAGUAUGCCAUCUGCCUUUUAUAAAAACCAUGGUUUUAUAAGUGGAUGAUGUCACUUGACCCAAUUUUUUUCUUAACAUGGAAAAUGGCUGGCUUAGAUGCAGGAAGGAGCAUGGAUAAUUU
Messenger RNA from Menidia menidia (Atlantic silverside), 1470 nucleotides. The record is from the annotation of a GenBank genome assembly. NCBI's taxonomy places the organism in Eukaryota, Metazoa, Chordata, Actinopteri, Atheriniformes, Atherinopsidae.